This is a messenger RNA of Trichoderma virens Gv29-8, 3230 nucleotides long. RefSeq lists its product as uncharacterized. Gene Ontology annotation, molecular function: proteasome binding. The record is from RefSeq and is a predicted model, not a curated record. NCBI's taxonomy places the organism in Eukaryota, Fungi, Ascomycota, Sordariomycetes, Hypocreales, Hypocreaceae. The transcript has 2 exons. Bases 180 to 1484 code for a protein of 434 amino acids.
GUCAUCAACAGCUUCUCCCCUAAACAACUCAAUAAAGAUCAGGAAAUAUAUAUAGGUGCCGCUAGGUAUUUGUAUAUAUUUAUCGAUUGACGAUAAAACAUUUUGACGUCACUUAAUUAAAUUUUGUUUUUCGUUUCUACUUCUUGCUUGUGCCUAAUCCAAGCAAAACACCACCCAUCAUGAUUGAUGUCGCAUCGCCGCCAAACAAAUAUCACCCGACUCUAGACCGCGACAGCGACACAACAUCACAGCAACAGCAACAAAUGCCGUCACCAACAAACAAACUCAUCGACAACAAUGAAGCGAUCGGCGCAGAAGCCACCGGCGACAUGCAAGUAGAUGCGGCGCCGUCAGCAGCGUCAGCGUCAACGUCAGCGCCCGACAUGGACCAGGAGCAUCACCACGAACACGAGAGCGAGGGUGAGAGCGAUGGUGAGAGCGCGGCCGAUCGGGAGACGGUCAGCGUCACCGUGUCGCAUCGCGGCCACAAGUUUCCCUUUGAGAUCGAGGCCGAUCUCACCGUCACCGACUUGUUCCACGAGAUCGAGGCUGUGCUGGAGAUUCCCUUUGAGAACAUCAAGGUGAUGGUGCCCAAGGGUCCCUUCCUCAAGCACCCCUUCAAGGACCCCGAGUAUCAGGUCAGGAACCUCGCCGGAAAGACCGUCACAGUCAUGGGAUCAACAACUGCCGACGUCCAGGCUGUUCAGGCCAUGUGCCAGAAGCUCAGCAAGAUCAAGGCAGCACGGGAGGCGCAGCGGUCCAAGGCAAAGGCUAAAGGCCCGGUUCGGCGUCGCGGACUGCAAUCUGCGGAAGAUUCCAAAUACACUUUCUUGCAGGUGCGGCCACUCAGCGGAUUACCGCAUCCCGAGCGCAGCCUCAAGCUGCUGAAUCGGCUCAAAGAGGAUGCGGGCAUCAGGGCUGCCAUGCGCAAGCACAAGUUUACCGUUGCUCUUUUGACGGAGAUGGAGCCACUGGCACACACUGAAUCAACACACGAGGGAACAACGCGCAUCCUGGGCCUGAACCGCAACCAAGGCGAAGUGAUUGAGCUGCGACUACGGACUGACGCUCACGACGGCUAUCGCGACUACAAGACAAUCCGCAAGACUCUGUGUCACGAGCUCACCCACAACGUCCAUGGCCCUCACGACCGACAGUUCUGGGAUCUCUGCCAUCAGAUUGAGCGCGAGGUGGAUGCUGCCGACUGGAAGUCCAACGGCCGGACAAUCGGCGAGUCAUCACGAUACCACAUCUCUGGCCAGGACCAAGACGACGAGGACGUUCACGAGGAUGAUGGCGGCUGGACUGGCGGCGAGUUUGUCCUGGGCGGCAGCAAAUUGAGCAGUUCAGGACUCAGUCGGCGAGAGAUUUUGGCGCAGGCGGCGUUGGAGAGACAAAGGAAAGAAGAGGCUGAGGAAUGCAGCGCAGAAAAGGGUUGGCGGCCGUGCCAAAGACCGCAGCCGAACAAUGAUCGCAACUUGUGAGGGCGAAAAGGAAGUGUGAGGAAGCAUUUGCAUCAGUUGGCGUUAUAAUGGCAGAGAGGAUCAAAGCAACUGUCUUUAUUUAUUUGUUUGUGGUUUGUUUCACAUGAUAGCGUGUUGGAAUGGGGUAUUUGUGAAUUUAGAUGGAAUCAUUGUACUGCGAAUGAAGAGAAGGAUAUCAACUUGUUUAUCAUAUCAUGUCAUAUUGUUUACAUAGGUACUAUCAGGUACUACAUCAUCAAUCUCGAUUUGAUCAUUUCAUUAGUUUACGCUCACACAAUACUUUCCGAGGUGACUGAGUAUUUUUGUCUCUCCUCAAUCCUAAUACGGCAGCGGAUCCAAAUCCAAUCCGUCAACAGUGAGCUUGAAUGCAUCGUUUCUCGAGUAACUUCCCGCUGCAUCUAGGUCGAGUCUGCCGCGGAUGCAGUCGCGCAGGUCAAUGUCGGCGUAGAUGAGGCUGUCCUCGUCUUCCCACUGCGGACCAGCAAUGACAUCGCCAAAGGGAGAAACGAUGGAAGAGCCACCGCGGGAGAGGAAGUGGGGAGCUUUGAAAGCGGCUGCGGGCUGAGUUUGGUGUUGCAAGUGGUCUUGUUGCCUGGCUGGUUCGUCUUCCUGUACUUUGGGGAGUUGAUAAUUUUGAAGCUGUUGUCUCUGCUGCUCUUCAGCUUGUUGUUGCUCUUCUUCCUGCUUAUCUCCAUUAUCUGCCGGACAUGAGAGCACAAUCUCGUUGCCGUCCUCGUCAAACACGCUCUUCCGUCGUCCGUGCCUCACCUUGGGCGGCGGCACCGCAAACUCGAAGCCAUCGUCAGCAACCACCGCCGAAGUCCUCCGGCCUCCGACCGUUCCGCGUCUCGAGCCCCCGGUCACUGGCACCACAUCCCGGUCUCCAGUAUCAGCGGAAUCCGGCUCGCCACGGACGCACAUGUUGCUGCUGACGACGAAGCAGCGGCCCUCGAUGCCGAUUGUGCGCAUCAAACUGAGCCAGCCUUCGCGGCCGUCGGCGGUGGGGGCGAGAUAGAGGUUGAUGUUUUGGGCGUAGAGGGAUUGGCGGAGGAGAGGCAUGUAGUUUUCCCAGCAGAUGGCGGCGGCGAGGUUGAUGCGUUGGCCUCGGACGAAGGUCGUGACAGCUCGGAGAGUGGAGGGAUGGCCUUGGGCCCACAUGAGGCGCUCAGUGCCGGUCGGCAUCACCUUGCGGCGCUUGCCUAUGAUGCCCUCCUUGGGACACACAUAAACCGCCGCGCAGUACAAGCUGCCGCCCGCCUUCUCAAUGCAUCCCGUAACAUAAAAGACGCCCGUGUCGCGCGCAAUCCGCUCCAGCUCCUCUCGCGAGCCAUCGCCUCGACCGCUCCCGCCAAGCUCAUAGCCAGGCAAUUCCCGCCUCACCCACUUGACUCCGGCUCCCGCGCUGCCAUCGCCAACGGUGUCGCCGAGAUCAAUUGCUUUGUCAAAAUACUGGGCGAAUGACUCGCGGCCCUCGGCGGUACGGCUUCCGACGACGCAGCCGAACGACGUGCCGCGCGGGUAGCCGCCGAUGAAGGCUUCGGGCAGUAAAAGGAUAUCGAUUCUUUGAGCAGCAGCACGAGAGACUAUGUCGUGGAGGUGGGCGAGGGUGAGGGGCGUUGUGGCCUGGGUGUUGGGCGAGGCUGUUCCAACGCGGAUGGCCAUGGUCGAAGCAGCAGCGUUCAAUGUUAUCACGGGGAAUUCUGGAGAUGGAAUGCAGAUGGUGUUGAAGAUGCAAAGUUGGAUGAG